UUGUUUCAUCUGGGCUGACCCAUGUGGGACCCUCAUGGAAACCGAGGACAAAACUGGCUGGGGCCCAGUUAGAGAGCCCAGGAGCCACCCAUCUGGACCCCACAUAAGUGUGCUGGCUGGGGAGUCAAGGUUGGAGGAUCUAGAGAGCAGAAUUAAACAAAUGGCAGCUAUCAAGGAUCAAUGCCAAAGAAAAGCCAAAAAGAGAAAACACUCCGGCAGCAGGAACAAACCUAAGAAGAGUCUGAGGAUGCGCCUGACGGUUAACCUCCAUUGGUACCUGACUUUGUCUCUGGCAUUUGUCUUGCCUGGUGCUGCUUCUGUACCUGUGGAGGGCCAAAAGGGCGACAAUAUCACCCUGCCGUGUUUGAAGACCAGAGAGGAUUUCACCACUCUUCUGAAAUUUGGGUCCAAAACUGCUUAUGGUGCUGGUCAAGACGGACACUUCAGGGGUCGUGUGCAUGAGAGUGGGAGUUGUGACCUCAUUCUACAAGGCUUGAAGACCACUGAUGCUGGGAAAUACAUGGCAGAUGUUUAUGACAACAGUGGUGUAAUUUCCAGCAACAGCUACGAUGUCCAUGUUAAAGUUAGUUUAACAGGACGGAAAGGUGAAGAGCUGAUGUUUGAUGAUCUUCCGGCGUGAGGCUGAGAGCGUCACGCAUUUGACAAACGCAGACUGCACAGAGGUGUGGAGGAGAGGACAGGGUGUCCUGACUGACCGACUGACCCACAAGAAUGACCGGCUGAGCAUUGAAAGCUUCUCAUCCAGUGACGCCGGGACAUACAGAGUCCUGAAUUCAACAGGAGGAAUCCUAGUCACUUUGACACUAACAGAACUUGGACCAAUGGAAAGAGGUGGGACGAAAGUACCAAGUGCCUCAAGUAUUACUAGAGUUAGUUGGAGUGCUGCACUGCCAUUUCUGAUUGGUCUCUUCGUUGGUUUCCUGUAGCUGCUCACUUCACAAUCAAGUCUUUGACACUGCCAUUCAGGACUACUGGAUGAGUAACAUAGAAAUAAGCUAAAACUCAAAUAUAUAUUUUAACAGUACACAAUGACUCGUUUCGUACAUACACUGGUUUUGAAGUCACGGUUCGAUAUGUUUUUGGUACGUAAAAUUAUAAUUAAGACUUAAGGAUGAAAAAUGGAUAUUCAGAUUUACUUGAAACAAUGCUGUGUAUUUGUUCUGUACACAUGAAUGUAAAAUUUUGUACGAAUUGGGUGCUGAUCCAUGAUCUGUUAUUAUUACUGCUGUUCUCUGAGAUACUUGAUUCUGAUUGGUCAGUUGCUGUACAACAUAACUGGACAGUGCUGUGAAAUACUGGUGCUGUAUUCAUGUCUCUUGAUGGCCUCCCUCACUGUGAAAUGCCAUCAGAGGGACUUGAUUAUCCUAUCAGGGAAUAUCUUGCACUAAUGCCUUUUUAGGCACUAUUAAUGCUGUAGUAUUUUUUUGCACUACUUAGCUUUUUUUUAAAAGAAAAAGAUUUUAUAUAUGGGAAAAGUGUCAAAGAAUGUGUGCUAUUAUUAUAAUGUGUUUAUAAGAGUGUGUGCAUUAUUAUAAUCUUAAUGGUGUGUUUUAUGUAUUUUAUAUACUUUUAUAUGUACUGUAAUGACUAUUGUUUGCAAAGGCCAGAAGAACUCAAUAAACAUUAUAUCUAAAUACUUUA
Molecule: messenger RNA, 1662 nt
Organism: Onychostoma macrolepis
Lineage: Eukaryota; Metazoa; Chordata; Actinopteri; Cypriniformes; Cyprinidae
Exons: 7
Coding region: 35-640 (201 amino acids)
Source: RefSeq, a predicted model, not a curated record